CCGCUAUUCCGCUCCUUAGCCAGUGCACUCUGCUCAGCCUCGUCUGUACUCUACCACAUCAACGCCUCGUUGAACCCUUCGCUUUCUUUCACCACUCCCCUCCUCUGCAGAUAUGAUGGCCUCAGAUGCUCAGAGGCGUUACUAUGCUGCCAAUCCCAAUACCCCCUCGACAACAAGUCUUCUACCCCCCUCAGCAAGAGGCCAGGGAGGCGUGCAGGCCGCGCUCGCUCAAGGUCCCCCGUCAUUGCGUACUAUGACCAGCUCGGCCUCUCUCAAUGAGUCUCCGUACCCUAACGCCAGUGGGAGGAAGACGGCUUCGGUGGUCCCAUCAAUAUCGGACAAAUUUUCGUUGUCGCCCGAUCCUUCUUCAUGGGGUGCAGACUUGUCGCCUAACAUCCGCGAGCCUGAUGACUUUCUUCAUAAUCCUGAUCCAAAACGCGAUAGAAAGAAUGAUCAAGGCGGUACCGUGUUCACAUACCGUGGUCUCAUAAACCUUGGCUGUCUACUGCUCCUUGCGCUCUGUAUUUUUGCUCUUUUCGCUGGAUAUCCAAUAGCCACAUACUUCACAAAACAUUCUCUUUCCACGUUCGGCGCAUUCAACCUGGGAGGGACAAAUGCCAGUGGACAGGUUCCCGACAUGUCUGGAAACUGGGGACUCAUCGACCUGGAUACCCCACAGUGGGCAUAUACGCGUCCAUCAUUCACAGAAGACGGUGUAGAAUUGCAGCUCGUCUUUUCAGAUGAGUUCGAACAGGAUGGACGCACUUUCUAUCCCGGAGACGACCCAUACUGGGAAGCCGUAGAUUUGCACUACUGGCAGACGAACAAUAUGGAGUGGUAUGACCCUGCAGCAAUCACGACGAAGAACGGCGCGCUGGAGAUUACUUUGUCAGCGAAGCAAACUCAUGGUCUGGAUUAUCAAGGUGGGAUGAUGUCGACUUGGAACAAGUUUUGCUUCACCGGUGGUCUGAUCGAGACAGCUGUUACCCUUCCCGGCACGAACAACAUUGUCGGACUUUGGCCUGCUGUUUGGGCAAUGGGCAAUUUGGGACGUGCCGGUUAUGGUGCAUCGCUUGAAGGAAUGUGGCCAUACACCUAUGACUCGUGCGACGUCGGUACAGUAGCUAAUCAGACAAAAAAUGGACUGCCGCUCGCGGCGACUGUCAAUGGUGACACCAGUCAAAACGGUGUCCUCUCAUUCUUGCCUGGUCAGCGUUUGUCUCGAUGUACAUGCACCGGUGAAUCGCACCCUGGGCCUGUGCAUGAAGAUGGGACAUUUGUCGGUCGGUCUGCACCCGAGAUUGAUAUCUUUGAAGCGCAGAUUACGGGUGAUCCGCUUACUGGUCAAGUGUCGCAAUCUGGCCAGUUUGCACCAUUCAACGCUGCGUACAAAUGGCCGAACACGACGGCCAACCUGAUCAUCCCUAACGAUACCAUCACGGUCCUGAACUCGUACAUGGGCGGUGUCUUCCAGCAAGCCGUGUCAAGUGUGACAGAAACAGACCAGAACUGCUACGAAUUGAAGGAGGGCUGUUUCUCUGUUUAUGGAUUUGAAUAUGUACCUGGCUUCGACGAUGCGUACAUUGCUUGGAUCGCAAACAACAAGACCGCUUGGCGCCUGAAUGCUCCUGGAAUGGGUGCUGAUACAGCGGUGGAGAUCGGUCCCCGUGCUAUUCCCCAGGAGCCUAUGUAUAUCAUCGCCAACUUGGGCAUGUCGUCCAACUUCGGUUUCGUCGACCUUAAUCACUUGACGUUCCCGACCAAGAUGCGCGUGGAUUACAUUCGCGUGUACCAGCACAAGGACAAGAUCAAUAUCGGUUGCGACCCCGAGGACUUCCCUACACAAGCAUACAUCAACGAGUACAUGGAGGCAUACACCAACGAGAACUUGACGACGUGGCGAGACGACUUUGGCCAGCCAUUCCCUAAAAACUCUUUCUUGGGCCAAUGCUAAGCUCUCCUGUCACUCGAUAUCGUCCUCCUCAGUCUGGCCGCCAUGUUUGCUCGUAUCUUCCAUGCAUUUUUAGAUCUCCUGUCUUUCACACCAACUCCGACAAACCGCCUGUACGCUGACCCCUUGCAUAUAAUAUCCACGCCCAUGGUCGUCUUGUUUCACCCUCGUCUCAAGUCCAUGGUUAUUUCGAGCGUCCUCUUUCCCUCGGUCACAAUAUAUCCGCGCUCAAACCCCUCUCCAGGUCGAGGCCGCCCUCCUUCUGUCAGCGACUAUCACUUUCUGGACUCAAUCCCAUUAGGUUGGCCGCCACUGGCAGAGCGUCCUCUGCGCGGUUUCUUUCUCGUGCCUCUUUAUUUUGGAACUUUUAACUAUGGGUCGUGCCAUGGCGCCGCGCGCCGUGCGUGUUGAUUUUGGAAAUACACAUAGCCACGUCGCGCAUGUCCGCGCGUGUGUGCGUUUACCACCGUCAGAACAUUCCCACCUACCUCGCCCUCUGGUCGGAUGGACUGGGACCUUUUGAAACUUUUAUUAUUCACGACCGCUCUCGCACCCAUGUCCUCGAACUACGCACAGUUGUUUUACCGUUCAACCACCACACGGCCUCGCGCCCCGUAUUACCUUUAUUACCUCUUUACGUUUUCUGGCCCCCGUGUUCUAUUCUUGUGACUAGCUUUUGUUUUUUGAUCCUCCCACGCGCGCGUGCCCGGCCGAUGUCGGUUUGAGACGUGGCUGGCCGUCGCGCGUGGUUAGUUUUUAGUUAGCUAGCACUGGUCGAUGAUACACCGAUACCUGCGCGACACGUGGGAGCUGAGCGCAGAGCACUGCGAUG
Molecule: messenger RNA, 2783 nt
Organism: Heterobasidion irregulare TC 32-1
Lineage: Eukaryota; Fungi; Basidiomycota; Agaricomycetes; Russulales; Bondarzewiaceae
Product: glycoside hydrolase family 16 protein
Exons: 11
Coding region: 113-1954 (613 amino acids)
Biological process (GO): fungal-type cell wall organization; (1->6)-beta-D-glucan biosynthetic process
Cellular component (GO): endoplasmic reticulum membrane; plasma membrane
Molecular function (GO): glucosidase activity
Source: RefSeq, a predicted model, not a curated record